GCCCCGAUGAAUCCAAUGAACCCAAAACCCCUAAAGAACCUGAAGAAUCCGAAGAAUCUGAAGUGCUCGAAGAAUCCGAAGAACAAUUUCAGGAAAGACUUCAGGAAAGAUCACAAAUAAAGUCUCGAAGAAGGCCCAGAGGAAGAUCGCAAGGAAGGUCCCGAGGAAGAUUGCAAGGAAGGUCCCGAGGAAGAUCGCAAGGAAGGUCUCGAGGAAGGUCACAUGGAAGGUCCUGA
Scutellospora calospora is the source of this 236-nucleotide messenger RNA. NCBI's taxonomy places the organism in Eukaryota, Fungi, Glomeromycota, Glomeromycetes, Diversisporales, Gigasporaceae. The record is from the annotation of a GenBank genome assembly.